AUUUGGACGCCGUCUCGUCUCGUCUUCCGGCUGCCUUCUUCUUCUCCUUCCUCCGCGCUUCCCUUGAUCGCUCGGUUUUCUUUUCUUGGUCAACGCACGGCGACCUCGCCUUCCCCUACCCCGGGUCAGGGGUGGCUUCUCUCCUCUUGUCUUCCUCCUCCGCCCCCCACCCCACGCCACCAACCCCGACCAAACUUGCUUGCCUUGUUUCUCUCUCUAGUCUCUCCCCUCCACCACCUCCGUCGGAUUCGGGCCCCCAACUCCUGCUGCUGACUUCAACAUCCCCCGCCAUUCGCGCCAUGAUUAUUCCUCCCCUCCUCCCCUGCCCUCAGAGCUGCUGCUGCUGCUACUACUAGAUGCCCGCCCGUUGCUGAUCCCCACCCCAUCCCAUCCCUUCCCUCCCUCCCAAGCCAAGCUCUUCCGCUCUUCCCUUCCCCUCAAUCCAGCUCAAUCCUCCCCAAGGGGCAUUCAUGGCGUCCAUCCGCCGGCCGCACUCGCCGGCCAAGCAGCACCUGCUGCGCUACCACCACCCCUUCGCCUCCUCCUCGCCGCCCUCCUCCCCGCUCCGCCACUCCAGCUCCUCCUCCAGCUCCCUGAGGACCCACCACCACAACCUCUACCCGCACCCCUUCCUCUUCCUCUCCCGCCGCCCACUCCCGCGCUUCGCCGCCUUCUUCCUCCUCGGCUCCUUCCUCGGCCUCCUCCACUUCCUCUCCCACCUGCCCCACACCCCGCACAUCCGCCCCGCGGACCCCGUCGCGGCCGCGGCUGGCCUCCGCCAACACCUACAACUCCCCAUCCGGGUACCAGACGACGACGACGCCGAUGACACAAGGAAAAAGCUGCUCAUCGUCGUCACGCCCACGCGCGCCCGCGCCGCGCAGGCCUACUACCUCAGCCGGAUGGGCCAGACGCUGCUCCUCGUCGACCCGCCCCUGCUCUGGGUCGUCGUGCAGGCCGGCGAGCCCACGCCCGAGGCCGCCGCCGCGCUGCGCCGCACCACCGUCAUGCACCGCUACGUCGGCUGCUGCGACAACCUCAACGCCUCCUCCUCCUCCUCCUCCUCCGCCGACGACCUCCGCCCGCGCCAGAUGAAUGCCGCGCUCGACCUCGUCGAGAACCACCGCCUCGACGGCAUCGUCUACUUCGCCCACGAGGAGGGCGUCUACUCCCUAGACCUCUUCCAACGCCUGCGCCAAAUCAGGAGGUUUGGCACAUGGCCUGUUCCAGUGGUCUCUGAAAACAGAAAGGAUGGUGUGGUUCUGGAGGGCCCUGUGUGCAAGCAGAAUCAAGUUGUUGGAUGGCAUACAAGUGAAGGUCACAGCAAGCUCCGGAGAUUUCAUGUUGCUAUGUCAGGAUUCGCGUUCAAUAGCACCAUGCUCUGGGAUCCCAAGCUGAGGUCCCAUGUGGCCUGGAAUUCAAUUCGCCAUCCAGAAAUGGUGAAAGAAGGCUUCCAAGGAACCACGUUUGUAGAGCAACUAGUGGAGGAUGAAAGCCAGAUGGAAGGCAUACCUGCUGACUGCUCGCGUAUAAUGAACUGGCAUGUGCCAUUUGGAUCUGAGAAUCUUGCCUAUCCUAAAGGAUGGCGAGUUGGGACGAAUCUGGAUGUGAUUAUUCCUCUUAAAUAGUACCACCAGCUAUGUUCAACAAAGCACUAACUCCUUUGACAGGCAUAUACUGUAGAAUUAAAAGCCAUGAAGCUUUGGCUUGAAUAGUUCAGAGGAAUCCCAGGGUUUGACUACUUUCAAGAAGCAGCUCCUGGAAAGAGGAGGCUUCAGGUUUUGCACAACCUCAUGCAGAAUUUCUGCUGUUAUAGUCAGAAUUUUUGGGAAAUAUUUUGUAGGAUGAAAUUAGUGCAGCAUCACCAAAGAAGCCAGCCAUUUCGCUGCAAAGCCUGUUCAUUGUAUUUGUACAUGUUUGUAUUCAUUUUUUUAGUUCACAAGCCAAAAGGCGUUCUGCAUAGUUACUGAUUAUUUCAGGAGUUUCAGUUAAAGCAUGAGUCAUUUUAUUUUGAAGUGCUGAAUUUCUUGUUCUUGUGAGUGAUCUGUAAAAUGUGCUGAAUUUCUUGUUCUUUUGUGAUGAUCAGUAAAAGCUAUUGUUGUACCAGAUA
Molecule: messenger RNA, 2110 nt
Organism: Panicum virgatum (switchgrass)
Lineage: Eukaryota; Viridiplantae; Streptophyta; Magnoliopsida; Poales; Poaceae
Product: probable glucuronosyltransferase Os04g0103100
Exons: 4
Coding region: 471-1628 (385 amino acids)
Biological process (GO): plant-type secondary cell wall biogenesis; glucuronoxylan biosynthetic process
Cellular component (GO): Golgi membrane
Molecular function (GO): xylosyltransferase activity; galactosylgalactosylxylosylprotein 3-beta-glucuronosyltransferase activity
Source: RefSeq, a predicted model, not a curated record